Molecule: messenger RNA, 935 nt
Organism: Quercus robur (English oak)
Lineage: Eukaryota; Viridiplantae; Streptophyta; Magnoliopsida; Fagales; Fagaceae
Product: phosphoprotein ECPP44-like
Exons: 2
Coding region: 85-660 (191 amino acids)
Biological process (GO): response to water
Cellular component (GO): membrane
Source: RefSeq, a predicted model, not a curated record
CUAGUGUAGUAUGUGUACAACCAUCAUCAACAUCAUAUAUUGCAUCCCAAAGCUUUGUUUCUAUUGUUUGCUAACAUUAUAAUCAUGGCAGAUCAGCAAUAUUCAACAGUCCAGGAAAGUGAGACUGCCCAAAAGGUUGCAGGAGAAUCGUUGAAUUGUGAGAUGUUCUUGAAUAAGGAACAAAACCAGAAACUCCAAGAGGAUGCGGCCUUGACAGAUGCCAAGACAAUGAAAGAGGAAGAGAAGACCACUCUCAUGGAGGAGCUCCACCGGUCCAAAAGCGACUCUAGCUCGUCUAGUGAUGAAGAAGAUGAAGGAAGAGAGAAGAAAAAGAAGAAGAAAGGCUUAAAGGAAAAAUUAUCAGGCGAAAAGGAAGAGGUAGACACUAAGUGCAAAGACACAUUCACUCCAGUUGAGAAAGGCAAUGAAGUAGUAAAUGCAGAGGCAACAAACACAGAGGAGAAAAAGGGAUUUAUAGAGAAAAUCAAAGAAAAACUUCCGGGACACCACAAGAAGGCAGAAGAUGGUUUUUCUGCUGAGUGUGCUACAAAUGAGCAUUCCCCUGAAGGUGAAGCAAAGGAGAAGAAAGGAAUCUUGGAGAAAAUCAAGGAGAAGCUACCUGGGUGCCAUAAGAAUGAAGAGGAGAAGAAGGAUAACUAGAAUGCAUGGAACCUGGAAAGAAAGUUUCACAAUCACUUUUUCUAAGAAGCCAUUUGCUUAUUGUGCAUGCAUUUUUGUUUUGUCCUAACUGAAGUGUUUCAUGUGGCAUGCAUGAGUCUUCAUUGGGUGAUUCCCUGGUUUUCAGCUGUUGUUUUCUUUUCCUACCAUCUGUAAGCUUAGUUUGCUUUGCUUAAUGGCCCACAAAGGCUGAAUUUUGAAUCUCUGCUUCUUGGCUGCCUAAUAUAUAACACUAGUACCAUGUUACAAAUAUAAAA